AUGGCAGCGGCGCCGGUAGAUGACCGCAAACGCGUCAAGGUGUACGAGCUGCGGCAGACGGACUGGUAUGAUCGCGGGACGGGUUUCUGUGUCGGCGAGAUUGUCGGAGGACCUGACGCCAACCCGGAUUGUCCGGACGCGCGCAUCGUCGUCCACAGCGAGGAACGCCCCGGCCAGAAAAUCCUCGAAACGCGCAUCACAAAGGACGACGGCUACCAACAGCAGCAGCAGACCCUCAUCGUGUGGACCGAGGCCGAUGGCGUGGAUAUGGCCCUCAGCUUCCAGGAAGCUGAAGGCUGCACCACCAUUUGGCAGUUCGUGAGCGAAGUGCAGUCAAAACUCAGCUUGUUUGCGCCCGAGGGAGGUUUAUCGGAUGAUGACAUGCUGGAUACUCUGCCACUGCCAAUAGCUCUACCGAAGCCUCAGCUUGGGCGCUUAGAGGAAGUGGUCGCGACGAUACGCAAUGUUUCGGGAACCCCAUCUGGACGUGAAGCGCUCGUCAAGUUCAUCAUGAACCCGGACUCGCCGUACAUUGAUAGACUCGCACCACUUGUCGAGGAUGCCGAGGAUCUCGAGUCAGUCCAUGAUCUACACCAGCUUUGCAAUAUCAUGAAGCACCUCAUUCUACUCAAUGAUAAUUCCAUCAUUGAGUAUGUGGUAACGGACAACGUGAUCAUGGGCGUGCUCGGCGCACUGGAGUAUGAUCCUGACUUCCCCUCACAUCGCGCGGCGCAUCGCCAGUUCCUCCGAGAAACCUCGAAAUUCAAAGAGGUUGUCAAAUUUAAGGAUCCUGAAAUCCGCAACAAAAUCCAAUACACGCAUCGCCUCCUGUAUCUCAAAGAUGUCGUGCUGGCGCGCAUCCUCGACGACCCCACGUUUUCGGUUCUCAACUCGCUCAUAUUCUUCCAUCACGUGGACAUCAUUCAGUACAUCACAUCGGAUUCCGAGCACUGUGAGAAGCUUUUCGCCAUCAUAAAGGACGAGGAAGAGUCGGCGGAGAACAAGAAGAUUGCCGUGCUCUUCAUUCAGAAUUGCUGCGCUGUUGCUAAGAACAUUCAACCAGCCAAUCGCGAAAAGCUUUACACGACAUUAAUAAGCCAUGGGCUAUUCUCGGUGGUCAGCUUCGCUCUACGACACCACGAUGCGAGCGUGCGAGUCGCGGGAACCGAUGUCCUCGUAUCACUGAUCGAUAGCGACCCCAAUACGGUACGGAACCACAUGAUUGAAGAAGGCAAUCGCAAGGAUGGCUCCUUGAUGGACACUUUGAUUGAGCUUCUCUUGGUCGAGGUUGACCUGGGCGUGAAAAGCCAGAUGGCGGAUGCGAUCAAAAUUCUACUCGACCCGACGCUGACCCACGCAGCCUUGGAGAGCAUGCACCGACACCAACCCGAAGGGAACAAGCGCGGAAGCAUGGUCAAUUGGCAACAGCAACAGCAUGCGGAGUUUAACAGGAUCCUCAAAAUCGUUGUCACCCAAUUCUACGCCGACGGGGUGCAGAAAUUGUUUCAGCCACUUAAUGAUCUUGAACAUCGCGAGGACAUGAACUCGCUCACGGUGCAGGAACUCAAUCUCUACACUCACCUUGUGGAGAUCCUCUGUUUCUUCGCGCGCCAGCACAACUAUGAUUUGACUGCAUAUGUCCGGUCGGAGAACAUGCAUGCGAAGAUUGCGCGUCUUCUCCGUUCUCGCAAGAAGUACAUGAGACUCGUGGCGCUGAAAUGGUUCCGCACUUGUAUUGGCUUGCAAGACGCGACCCACCGAGAUGAGAUGAUGCGGGAGCAGUUGUUCGAGCCGAUCCUCGAUAUUGUCUAUGAGACCAUGCCGCGGGAUAACUUGCUCAAUAGCGCUUGCCUGGAAAUCUUCGACUUCAUUCGGGCACAGAACAUUCGACCUCUAGUAAAGCAUCUCGGAAGCUUGUAUCGGGAUCGUCUGCACGCGAUCACCUACGUCCCGACAUUCCGGGCCUUGCUUGCGCAAUAUGAGGAGAACGUUCGAUCAGCACGGAUCCUGGAGGCGGACAACAGUUUCACGACUGAGCCGGAUACUCCACCUCUCAACACGAUGCUUCCAAGUCUCCCAAGUAGACGUGAAAUGUACGAGUCAUUAACAGGAAAACCCGCGAAUGAGGCGGAUUUCCCUGACGAUGACGACGACUUUGACGGAGAUAUGAUUGAUGAUGAUGAAAGCGCCUUGCCAACUGCACCGAUUCUCAAAUCCCACCCACCAAACGGACAUGUCAACUCGAAGGGACCUCUGGUGGAUUACCCUGACGAUGAUGACGACGACGACGAAGAUGACGACGAUCGCGGCCGCUACGUUGACAUCCUUGCCAGCUCCCCUGAUCCACAGCGCGAGAAGAAGAGCAGCGACGACACCAACACCUCCGAUAUGUCCAGCAGCGACGACUGCGCCCGCCCGAAUCGCACUUCUCAAACACCCUCGAAGCGCCGCCGCAGCGACGCCGAAGAUGAAGACGACGAACUCGGCAAACUCAUGACUCGCGCCAAACGCCGCAACAGCUCCGCUUCAACCACACCCAACACCAGUCAAUCUCAACACAACAACCGCUCGCCACCAUCUAGACCGGACGGCUCGGAUCCCGACCUCCAUCGCGAGGAUUCCGGAAGUCAAUCCCCAACCCUCCCCGCCGAUUCGCCCACCCAAGACACAAUGCAGCCCAGUCCCGGACACGGCCACACGCUUCGGCGUAAAGGCAGCCUGAAGACGAAAAACGAGACUGCCGCCACGAACGGCAAAAUGUCGAUCAAAUUGAGCCUGGGCGGAUCAAAAGGGCAUCACAAAAAUUCUCAUCAUAAGAAUUCUUCAUCAGGAAGGACAACCAGUAAUGAGGAGCAGCAAAAUUCUGCAGGUGAAGCGGACGGAUGA
Messenger RNA from Dissoconium aciculare CBS 342.82, 2886 nucleotides. RefSeq names its product DUF625-domain-containing protein. Lineage: Eukaryota; Fungi; Ascomycota; Dothideomycetes; Mycosphaerellales; Dissoconiaceae. The coding region runs from base 1 to 2886 and encodes 961 amino acids. Gene Ontology annotation, molecular function: protein phosphatase activator activity. Gene Ontology annotation, biological process: DNA damage response; protein dephosphorylation. The transcript has 3 exons. Gene Ontology annotation, cellular component: protein phosphatase 4 complex; nucleoplasm. The record is from RefSeq and is a predicted model, not a curated record.